Molecule: messenger RNA, 3303 nt
Organism: Folsomia candida
Lineage: Eukaryota; Metazoa; Arthropoda; Collembola; Entomobryomorpha; Isotomidae
Product: kinesin-like protein KIF19
Exons: 10
Coding region: 660-2972 (770 amino acids)
Biological process (GO): microtubule-based movement
Molecular function (GO): microtubule motor activity; microtubule binding; ATP binding
Source: RefSeq, a predicted model, not a curated record
CUUGGUGGUGCUGGUGGGGAACAAAUGGUCAGUCGGGGUCGGUUGUCGCGUCGAACAAGUCGGUUUCAGUUGCUCUAGCAGACUCUUCACUCGGGCAGACUUUGCACUAAAGAUCAAGGCGUUAAUUUACGAAAAAUUGAUAUCCAAGUUCGUUCCUACAUUUUAAUAGGUUUUGAUAAACGGAUAAAUGUUGAUAAGAGAAUUGGAUAACAUUUAUUUAUUUUUAGCGUUAUUUAAGAGAUAGAUUUAUUCUGAACACGAAUUAGUCAAUGAUUUACCAGAUCAAACUCUAUCCAGUAGGAAAUAACUUGAUCAUCUAUGCUACUCUUGCUGCAUAAACUAAACUGCAAACAUUGUGCAUAUUUACUUCUAGAUUAAAUUCCCCAAGAUUAAUUACAUAAUUUGACAGAGCAACUUUCUUGCCUUGCUGUAAUAACUCUGCAACUCUGACAAAUUAAUCAAUAGUGGUGGCAACUUGAUUUGUACAUCAAAGCUGACAUGCUAAUCGCACCUCACACAUCGUUUCUCCUUUGGUGUCAAACACAUAAUUUCCCAGUCGGAACACGGGUGUCAGAGUUUUAAGUGACACCGUCAUCAACCCGCUUCCUCGACGCACCGCUUCCACAGUGGAGAAAUAACAAGGUGCUUGUCCAAUCGACAUGACGAAAGAAAUUUCAUCCAGUACUGCGACUCACAAUGAAAGGCUCCUGGUUGCAGUUCGCAUUCGUCCCAUGGAACAUCUUUCGGAAGCGAACAGAGUUAUUGCCGCAUUGAGUGAAAAGACGCUGGUCUUCACGGAGGGACCCAACUACUCGGGUCCGGAUAAGAACCUGAGCGACCCUGAGAGUGGCGUCUACGGAAGCGGUGGUGCUGGUAGUUUAGGCAAGAGCGUGUAUUCCACCUCCUUCGGGCAACUCCCAUUGCCCCAUCCACCACCCACUUCCAGACAAAAUAGGUCAAAUCCGGUGACCCAGAAUAAUGGCAACGGAUUUCCGACGGAAGGGCGAGUGUAUGAUUUUGACCACGUGUUCAAUGAGCAUUCCAGCCAAGAGGAAGUGUACCGCAAUACGACCGCCCCCUUGGUCAGGUCCGUUUUUGAGGGGUUCUGUGCCACGGUUUUUGCAUAUGGGGCCACCUCAAGUGGCAAGACGUACACGAUGGUGGGGACGCAGAACGAUCCAGGAAUCAUGAAGAGGGCCAUCGACGACAUCUUUCUAAUAUGCUCCGAUCCAGACAGAGAAACAAAGGCUGAGGUGUAUCUUUCCUACCUCGAGAUAUACAAUGAGAAAAUUCGGGAUCUGCUGCGUCCUGGGGUAAACUUAGAAUUAAGGGAGGAUAUGGAGCAAGUACACGUUUCUGGGUUAUCGGAAAUUCGUGCAACUUCCACAAAUGAGGUGAUCAAUUUGCUGCAUAAAGGCAACCGUGCGAGAACAAUGGAGCCAACCGCUGCCAACGUGGCUUCAUCUCGCAGUCAUGCCAUCCUUCUUAUCACUAUUCGCCAGUUUAAUCAAGACGACAGCGAGGUCACGGAUGGAAAAUUGUAUCUCAUCGACUUGGCUGGGAGUGAAAGGGCGUCAGCGACGAAGAAUUCUGGACUGAGGCUCAGAGAAGGUGGACACAUAAAUCGAUCACUGCUCGCCUUGGGGAAUUGUAUAACUGCGCUGGCAGCCGGGGAUGACAAAUACAUAAACUACAGAGACUCCAAACUUACACGUCUUCUCAAAGCUGCCUUGGGAGGUCCUUCAAAAACAGUGAUGAUAGCUCACGUCUCACCCUCCAUCCACCAAAGGGAGGAGACCAGAAACACCCUCCUUUACGGACAACGGGCACGCGCAAUUUCCAAUAGGGUCCGAAAAUUUAUUUACCCCGGACAAAGUUCUGAGACUGGCUACAUCAUCGAAGAGCUUCGCAACGAAGUGCGUCGACUUCAGAACAAGUUGUUGGAGGAGAGAAGUUCGUCCCCAUCAACUUUCUCCUCCAGCAUUAAUCAUCACUUCCCGACAAAGUCCACCCCACUUCCGUCCCACCCAUCGCCCCCUCUGCCCCCGUCAUCCAAUGCCUUUUACCACGAGGGCUACCUGGACAAACAUGAGAAGCACGAACUCGCAGCCAUAAAACAGACCAUUUCCGCACUUUUCGAUAAUGAGUUCAAACUCAGAAACGAUCUCCUGAAACUGGACGGAGCAAUGUUGCAGUCCGCAUUGGAUUGCGAGAUUCUUCGUCUGAUGGUCUUAGAUUGGGAAAACGUGAAAAACGUCCACAAGGAAAUUGACAACAGGGAUGAUGAGGAGAUUGACUCUGAAAGGUCUGAAAUCCACACUGUAAUGAACGAACUGAAGCAAGUGCGACAAGAGCAGGACAAGUUGCUUCGCAUGAGGACGGAAGUUGAGCAGGAUUUGAGAGCUGUUCGAAGCAAAAUUGCCCAGUUUGAGGAAGAAGCAUCUCAAUAUUUGCCGGAAGUGCAGCGAGAAAUUCUGAGUUUGCUUUGCAGACUGCAACAGGAUCAAUUAAACAAGAUGAGUAUAGAAAUUGAGGCGGAGUUGAAACGUCGUGGCACUCUUUUACUUCGGUGCUUGAGACAGAAGGCUCUGGGCGAGGCAAUAAUUCAUCGGCAACGACACUUUAUCAGUGCAAUAUCUGGCAGUCUUCCGAGAACGUUGGAAACUCCAUCUGAGCGCUUCCUGCCCCCGUUGGCGUCAUCUUCAGGGAGCAGUAAACCUGGUUCUGGUGACAGGGGCGUGAUCAUGGCAGCCAUGGGAGACCAGAACCUGUCCAGAAAUCAUCACCUGCCUCCCCUUAAUUCCAACCAGUCUCCUGGAAUCGUCCCCAAAACGACAAAGUAUUCUGACUUCCGUCAGCAGCGACUAAUCCAGCGACAACUAUUGUCAAGUAGCGAGGAGGACAUUGACGAGAGGGAGAGAUAUCGGUCCCCGAGGAAAAUAAAACCAAAAUCUCCUUAUCCGUCGUAUUAAGUUGUCUUUGAUAAUAAAUAAUGACAUAAUUGAAGCCGAAUUUCCCGAUUAAGAACGUCCUCUUUUAUAGUUCGCUGUCGUCGUGUCGUAGUGGACAUAGGUUGACAGGCACAUUGAUGAAGAGACGAACAAAUGCAGAUAACACGCACUCAAUAUUUAUUAUUCAAUAUCGAUAAAUCGAUCAUUAUCGUCAGCAAUCAUCCCGAGCAGCUGCGCAUUUUAUCAUUAUUAUUAGAAUUUAUUGUUGGCGAUUAUGUAGCGAGACUGUCCAUUAUUCAGUAAAGUACUUAUUUUUCCUUUCAAGUUUCAAACCAUUUCAAGUUUAAAUUAU